GCGUUUUAGUCUCAGCGAUUGGUCUUAUGGGAAUGGGACAGUGAAACCACAAAGAGGAUGUGGGAACUUCCCCAAUCCACUGACUCUGGCUCUCUGUCUCUGCAACGCGCUGUUCUCCAUAGGAAUGUGACAAUAGAGGGAAUGAAAGCUCUCAUUCUGCAUGUAUGGUAUGUUUAUUUCCUCUUUGUCACUCCGGGUGACAGUGGUUAUUGAAUGCAUGCUGCUGACAUGCGGGGAAGAAAAUCAAAUCAAAUCAUUUCCGACUGCUUGAACAGAAACAGGAGGACGACUCUGUUUCAGUUCCUGUGGUGUGUUUUUGUUUGUUGUUUCACGCUGUAUCCCAGGUCACAUCACCGCUGAUAGACUCAGACCGGUGUUCAUAAGAAGCAGACCAGCCUCGGCACUGUUAGAGCCGGGGAGGGAAGCACAUGAAGAGGGAUGUAAACGUGAAGAGAAAAAAGGAAGGCGCGUGAAGAAGAAGUCACCUCCCCGCUGUAGAGGCUGAAUCUUUCCUCUCAGCGGCAGCACAGCAGCAGGGACUUUCCUCUGGAGAAGAGUAGAUGUGGUGAAGGAGGAGGCGUCACAGUGACUGAAGGAGGAGCCUGGACAACAGAGAGUCAGACAGAGGGAGGAGCACAAACAGGCUUGGCAGCUGUGUGUUUUUUUUUUUUUCUUCAGCAGUGAAACAGCAGCGGGAAGGGAGUGACUGCCGGCUGCACAGACACUCAGCUUUCUGUUGUCGUCUUUCUCCUGAGUUCAUUUUUCUCGCACAGAGCGUCCUCACUCACACCAUGGAUAACUUCCAGACCAUCCUGCGUUUCUUCAUGAACCAGAAAGCCACCAUUGGCUACAGCUUCAUGGCUCUGCUGACUAUAGGCGGGGAGCGAAUCUUCUCCAUGGUCUCCUUUCAGUGUCCCUGCAACCACGACCAGAACUUCCCCUACGGGCUGACCUUCCUGCUGGGCCCGGCUGCGGUGCUGUUGGUCUUGGGUCUGUUCUUCAGCACCAGGAUGUGGAGGCUCUACACAGGCUGCUGCCUCGACCCCAUGAAGCUCUGCCCCCGUGGGAACUGCUUCGGCUGCCUCAGGGUGUUCACGAGCAUCUUCUCUGGGGCCUGCGUGGCCCCUAUAAUGUGGCUCUCUGUGGCCCUGCUCAACGGGACCUUCUAUGAGUGUGCCGUCAGCGGCCUGGAUGAUAACGUGGUGGUGGAUCUGUUCUGUAAAAACAAGACCUUGAGGUGUCGGGAGGAGCUGGCCCGGGUUCCCUGCGACCGAUCCAAGCUGUCCAGUGAGGAGCGCAUGGAGCUGCUGCUGAUGCUCAGGGCCCAGUCACAGAUCCUGGGCUGGUGCAUCAUCAUCCUCUCCGCCAUCGUUGGCCUCCUGGGAACCUGCUACCAGAACUGCCGCUCCAAAGUCAGCUACCUGCAGCUCACCUUCUGGAAACGCUACGUGGAGAAGGAGAAGGAGAGCUUCGACACCUUCGCUGUGGACUACGCCACCAAGCUGGCCGAGAGAAACCUGAGGAGCUUCUUCGAGAACAAGGACCCCGCCCCGUUUCCUUUCCCCAACCACAUGGCAUGGGAGGAGAUCUCUGCGUACUACACCUUCUCCAGGAGCGAGCAGUACUACAGCACCCUGCAGCGCUACGUGGAGAAGACGGACAGGGACUUCACGCCAGAGAAGAGGCCGGUCCUGGAGUUUGAGGAUGGAAUAGAGAUGAGCUAGUGGAGGAGAGUGCGGUCUGCUCGCCAUUUUAUUGGUAAAUGCAGAAACUGGAUUGGAGAGAGCGGGCGAUCCUCAUCACUGUUAGUAAGGGCUAAUGUAUGUGCAUGUUUGACUGAGGAGAAGCCCAGGCUGCCUCCUCUCUGACAAAGCUAACCUCAGUAUGUUAACUGCAAUGGUACGACCCUUUAAGCACAUGAGACAAUAAAGGACAUAACCACUGUUUUAUA
Messenger RNA from Seriola dumerili (greater amberjack), 1951 nucleotides. Its product is annotated as protein FAM26E-like. Lineage: Eukaryota; Metazoa; Chordata; Actinopteri; Carangiformes; Carangidae. Bases 792 to 1724 code for a protein of 310 amino acids. The record is from RefSeq and is a predicted model, not a curated record. Gene Ontology annotation, molecular function: monoatomic cation channel activity. The transcript is spliced from 2 exons.